AUGGCACCCCAGACAAUGAAGCGUUACAUUCUCGCCCACCGGAAUGGCAUCGACGGGCUCAACCUCGAGACGGACGCGCCUGUUCCCGAAUUGAGAAGCUCAACUGAUGCGAGUCUCAAUAUCAAGUGCCUCUCAAUCAAUGCUCGCGAUCUCCAGAUUGUCACUGGCGACUAUCCGGCGCCGCACGAGGUCCCGCAGGACUGUGUCCCUAUCUCUGAUGGGAGCGGUGUAGUGGAAGCUGUCGGUAAGGAUGUCACGCUUUUCAAAGUGGGCGACAAGGUCUGCCCUGUAUUCCCUCAGGGACAUCACUGGGAAGAGGACAUGAAGCUGCGCUCGCUCAAGCGAGGUCUGGGCGGAGCUAUCGACGGUGUCGCUCAAGAGUACUUUGUCUGCGACGAAGAAGAGGCGGUCAUGAUGCCCUCCAACUUUGAUUAUCGCGACGGCUCGACUUUGUCGGUCGCUGCCACUACUGCUUGGUCCUCCCUCUUCUCCCACACUCCCGCUCUUCAGUCCGGCCAAACCGUCCUAUGUCUCGGUACCGGCGGUGUCUCGCUCUUCGCAGCCCAGCUCGCUCUCGUCGCCGGCGCUCGUGUCAUCCUCACCUCUUCGUCUCAGACCAAGCUGGACCGAGCCGUCGGACUCCUCACUCCCCUCAUUCACCCCUCCGCUCCCAAAGAUACCUCGCUCCAGACGAUCGACUACUCCAAAAUUGACAACUGGGACCAAAAAGCUCGCGAGCUGAACGGCGGACAGGGCGUGGACUUUGUGAUUGAGAUUGCGGGCAGGGGUACAAUUGGGCGGAGUAUCAAGGCGACAAGGAUGGCUGGGCUGGUGGCUGUCUCUGGUUACAUGAGCGACUACAAGCCAAUCCCCAAGCACAUUCUCGAAGAGGAUCUCGCCAAGCUGAUUUUGUACUCUGCUGCCAGCGUCCGCGGUGUCUUUGUCUGCAACCGAGAGGAGUUCAAGCAGAUGAACAGGGCUCUCGAGGUCGGAGGCGUCAAGCCAAUCAUCGACAAGGUGUUCAAGUUCGAAGACCUGAAGGAGGCGUACCAGUACAUGGCGGAUGGGAAGCACUUUGGGAAGAUCUGUGUCGAGUUUUAG
Molecule: messenger RNA, 1101 nt
Organism: Dioszegia hungarica
Lineage: Eukaryota; Fungi; Basidiomycota; Tremellomycetes; Tremellales; Bulleribasidiaceae
Product: alcohol dehydrogenase
Exons: 7
Coding region: 1-1101 (366 amino acids)
Molecular function (GO): oxidoreductase activity
Source: RefSeq, a predicted model, not a curated record